AAUACCUGGUUUGGAUAUGGAUACGGUAAAAGAACGAGUUUUAGCCCCCGGUAAGGCGGGACUGAAGAAUGUGGCGGGGAAGACACUGGCUCAUAUGCAGAGGCUUUUGGAAAGGAAGCAGAAAACAGGUGAGGUGAUCGAGUUGACAGAAGAUGGGCGUCCUAAAGAGAUCAAAGAGAAGAAAGCACCUCUGUGUGACUGCUCGUGUUUCGGCUUACCCCGCCGCUACAUCAUUGCCAUCAUGAGCGGCCUCGGUUUCUGCAUCUCCUUUGGGAUCCGCUGUAACCUGGGGGUCGCCAUCGUGGGCAUGGUCAACAACAGUACCAUACACCGGGGUGGCAAGAUAAUCAUCAAAGAGAAAGCAAAGUUUAACUGGGAUCCAGAGACGGUCGGGAUGAUCCAUGGCUCCUUCUUCUGGGGUUACAUUGUGACACAAAUCCCAGGAGGAUAUAUCUGCUCCAGACUGGCAGCCAACAGGGUGUUUGGAGCAGCUAUCCUGCUGACGUCAACCCUCAACAUGUUCAUUCCUUCAGCGGCACGUGCGCAUUAUGGUUGUGUCAUAUUUGUGAGGAUAUUACAAGGCCUGGUGGAGGGAGUGACCUAUCCAGCCUGCCACGGUAUCUGGAGCAAGUGGGCUCCACCACUAGAGAGAAGUCGCUUGGCAACCACCUCUUUCUGUGGUUCCUACGCUGGAGCUGUAGUAGCCAUGCCUCUGGCUGGGAUCCUUGUGCAGUAUUCAGGCUGGUCCUCUGUCUUCUAUAUUUAUGGGAGUUUUGGUAUUGUUUGGUACAUGUUUUGGAUCCUGGUGUCUUAUGAGAGCCCAGCGGAGCACCCCACUAUUACAGAGGAGGAGCGACUUUACAUAGAGGAGAGCAUUGGAGAAGGAACAAAACUGCUUGGCGCAGCUGAGAAAUUUAAGACACCUUGGAGGAAGUUCUUCACCUCUAUGCCUGUCUAUGCAAUCAUUGUGGCCAACUUCUGCAGGAGCUGGACCUUCUACCUCCUGCUCAUUAGCCAGCCUGCAUACUUUGAAGAGGUCUUUGGUUUUGAGAUCAGUAAAGUCGGUAUGGUGUCUGCUCUGCCUCAUCUGGUCAUGACCAUCAUAGUGCCAAUAGGAGGCCAGCUUGCUGACCAUCUGCGCAGCAAAAAUAUUCUGUCUACCACUACUGUCAGAAAGAUUAUGAACUGUGGAGGGUUUGGGAUGGAGGCCACACUUUUAUUGGUAGUUGGUUUCUCCCACAGUAAAGGUGUAGCCAUCUCAUUUUUGGUGCUAGCGGUGGGUUUCAGUGGAUUUGCAAUAUCAGGUUUUAAUGUAAACCACCUGGACAUUGCACCCAGGUAUGCCAGCAUUCUGAUGGGCAUUUCAAAUGGGGUUGGAACAUUGUCUGGUAUGGUCUGCCCUCUUAUUGUGGGUGCCAUGACAAAGAACAAGACACGAGAAGAAUGGCAGAACGUGUUCCUGAUUGCCUCCAUGGUCCAUUACGGUGGUGUAGUAUUCUAUGGCAUCUUUGCAUCAGGUGAAAAGCAGCCGUGGGCUGACCCAGAGGAGACCAGUGAGGAGAAGUGUGGUUUUAUUGAUGAAGAUGAGCUUGCUGAAGAGACUGGUGACAUCACACUCAGUCAUGCUCCACUUGCAGCUCAGGGAGCAUUUGGGGCCCCCCCAAAAACAUACGGAGCCACUACUCAGGUGAAUGGGGGAUGGGCAGAAGGAUGGGAGAAAAAAGAAGAGUAUAUUCAGGAUGGAGCUGAGCAGGUUUAUCCUCAGCAUAGAAAUGGAUACUCAUAGAACAAAAGGGCUGCUUGUAUUUAGAAAAAAGGUCACACAGUCAUUGUUUAUGGUGACUCAUCAAAAAAAAAAAAACUUAUCUGCAUACAAUCAAAGUAUCUACAGGGAAGAUAAGUGUGGCUCAGACUAACACAUUUAGAAAAUA
Molecule: messenger RNA, 1931 nt
Organism: Trichomycterus rosablanca
Lineage: Eukaryota; Metazoa; Chordata; Actinopteri; Siluriformes; Trichomycteridae
Gene: slc17a6a
Product: solute carrier family 17 member 6a
Exons: 12
Coding region: 17-1786 (589 amino acids)
Biological process (GO): synaptic transmission, glutamatergic; monoatomic anion transport; neurotransmitter loading into synaptic vesicle
Cellular component (GO): excitatory synapse; synaptic vesicle membrane
Molecular function (GO): neurotransmitter transmembrane transporter activity; L-glutamate transmembrane transporter activity
Source: RefSeq, a predicted model, not a curated record